UAAACAAAGUUAGUAAAUCAGAUAUUAUGAUGAAUCUAACAUCUACUGUAGGAAAUACUACAGUACAUCCUAAAAAACUGAAAUCAUUUUUUGACAGAAUUAUUCAUAAACAAAAUCAUGAUGCUAACAGUUCAUUUUAUGGUCCUACAUUAUCUUUAGAAUUAGAAAAAAAAUUUAUUAAUGCUAAUGAUAUUGAAAUUCCUAUAAAAAAUAUAGAGAAAACGAAAUUACCUCUAUAUUCUGUACCAAAUUAUAAUCAAAAUGUAAUUGAGCCAGUUUUGUCUAAAAAUCAUAGACAAUCAUCACCAAUAACAAAUAAUAGUAUUGGCACUGAUAAAGAAAAAAAAACAAAAAAAAUAGAAAAAUAUGAAAUAGAUACAUAUAAUCUUGAAAAACAAGAGAUAGAAACAUUUGGUCCAGUUUUACCUCCACACAUGGAAAAACAUAGAGUAAUUGAAUCAGUAUUACUUGAAAAUAUAAUUUCUAGUGAUAAUAAAGUUAUAGAUACGCCUUUGAGAUCUAAUAUUGAAGAUGACGAAACAUUUGGUCCUCUACCUGUUGAUCAUCCUGCCAUUCGAAAAAGUUAUAUUCAAAUCCAACUUGAGCAAAGAGCAAAACAGGUUAAGGCUAAAAUCAAAGAUAAAAUUAGUUCAGAAAAAAGAAAACGAGAGGAAUGGAUGGUUGAACUACCACCAACACAUGCAAUUGCUUUAAGCUUUGAAUCAAGGUCUCGUAAAUUUAAAAUGAAUGAAGGUUCAGAUUUAUCUGAUCGAUCAAUGUGGACAGAUACACCAGUAGACAAAUAUUUUAAACAAACAGAAAAGAAAGAACCCCUAUUUGUUAAAUCUGAAGAGUCAAAUAACAAGUUAAACAAAUGCAAAUAUGAAGAUGUAAUAAAAGAAUCUGUUAAACAAGUAAAAUGUGAAUCAUUAUUAGAUAUGCAUUUGAAAUCAUUGAAACGAAAGAAAAAGAAAUUAGAAAAGGAAGCAAAAGAAUUCGGAUUAUCAACGCGAAGACCUUUUGAUCGAGAUAUUGAUUUACAAAUGAAUCGUUUGAAUGAUGCAAGGAAGAAAAAUAUUUUUGAAAAGGCUAGUUGUUUUAAUGAGAGAUUUACACCUGGAAAAAUUUAAUUUGUACAUUACAGAUAAAUUAAUUGUAAAUUUAAAGUUUAAGAUUAGAAAAU
Molecule: messenger RNA, 1183 nt
Organism: Ceratosolen solmsi marchali
Lineage: Eukaryota; Metazoa; Arthropoda; Insecta; Hymenoptera; Agaonidae
Product: GPALPP motifs-containing protein 1
Exons: 4
Coding region: 27-1130 (367 amino acids)
Source: RefSeq, a predicted model, not a curated record